AUGGACCUGCAGCAGCCGGCUGCCAACCUGGGCGAGCUGUGCCGCAGCUGCGAGCACCCCCUGGCUGACCACGUGUCUCACCUGGAGAACGUGUCGGAGGAUGAGAUCAACCGGCUGCUGGGUAUGGUGGUGGACGUGGAGAACCUGUUCAUGUCGGUGCACAAGGAGGAGGACACGGACACCAAGCAGGUGUAUUUCUACCUCUUCAAGCUCCUUCGGAAAUGCAUCUUGCAGAUGACCCGGCCCGUGGUGGAGGGGUCCCUGGGCAGCCCCCCAUUCGAGAAGCCGAACAUUGAGCAGGGUGUGCUCAACUUCGUGCAGUACAAGUUCAGCCACCUGGCGCCCCGGGAGCGCCAGACCAUGUUCGAGCUCUCUAAGAUGUUCCUGCUCUGUCUCAACUACUGGAAGCUGGAGACGCCCGCUCAGUUCCGUCAGCGGUCCCAGUCUGAGGACGUGGCCACCUAUAAGGUCAACUACACCAGGUGGCUCUGUUACUGCCACGUGCCCCAAAGCUGUGACAGCCUCCCUCGCUAUGAGACCACCCACGUUUUCGGGCGUAGCCUGCUGCGGUCCAUUUUCACCGUGACCCGCCGGCAGCUGCUGGAAAAGUUCCGAGUGGAGAAGGACAAGCUGGUGCCCGAGAAGAGGACCCUCAUCCUCACCCACUUCCCCAAGUUCCUGUCCAUGCUCGAGGAGGAGAUCUAUGGGGCCAACUCUCCCAUCUGGGAGUCAGGCUUCACCAUGCCGCCCUCGGAGGGGACACAGCUGGUGCCCCGGCCAGCCGCAGUCAGCGCUGCGGUGGUUCCCAGCACCCCGAUCUUCAGCUCCAGCAUGGGAGGGGGCAGCAACAGCUCCCUGAGUCUGGAUGCCACGGGGGCGGAGCCCAUACCAGGUGAAAAGAGGAAGCUGCCAGAGAACCUGACCCUGGAGGACGCCAAGCGGCUGCGUGUGAUGGGCGAUAUCCCCAUGGAGCUGGUCAACGAGGUCAUGCUGACCAUCACGGACCCCGCAGCCAUGCUGGGCCCCGAGGUGGGCGGGGCUUGUGACGGGGCGGGGCCCCGGACGGGUGAGCGGCGUGGCAUCAUUGAGUUCCACGUCGUCGGCAACUCGCUGGCACCGAAGGCCAACCGGCGGGUGCUCCUGUGGCUGGUGGGCCUGCAGAACGUCUUCUCGCACCAGCUGCCACGCAUGCCCAAGGAGUACAUCGCCCGCCUCGUCUUCGACCCGAAGCACAAGACGCUGGCACUGAUCAAGGAUGGGCGCGUCAUCGGUGGCAUCUGCUUCCGAGUGUUCCCCACCCAGGGAUUCACCGAAAUCGUCUUCUGUGCAGUCACCUCCAAUGAGCAGGUCAAGGGUUACGGCACCCACCUGAUGAACCACCUGAAGGAGUACCACAUCAAGCAUGGCAUCCUCUACUUCCUCACCUACGCAGACGAGUACGCCAUCGGCUACUUCAAGAAGCAGGGCUUCUCCAAGGACAUCAAGGUCCCCAAGAGCCGCUACCUGGGCUACAUCAAGGACUACGAGGGGGCGACGCUGAUGGAGUGUGAGCUGAACCCACGGAUCCCAUACACGGAGCUGUCACACAUCAUCAAGAAGCAGAAGGAGAUCAUCAAGAAGCUGAUCGAGCGCAAACAGGCCCAGAUCCGCAAGGUCUACCCCGGGCUCAGCUGCUUCAAGGAGGGUGUGCGGCAGAUCCCCGUGGAGAGCGUGCCUGGCAUCCGUGAGCGGCGGCUGGGCCGCGAGUACAACCCGCCGGACAGCGAGUACUGCCGCUGCGCCAGCGCGCUGGAGAAGUUCUUCUACUUCAAGCUCAAGGAGGGCGGGCUCAUUGACAAGUAGCCCCCACCUCGGGCGACCCUCUGCCAGAGCUCGAACUCUGCCCGCCCCGGCCCGACGCCCUCAGCCGCGGAGCCUUGCGUCCUGGUCCUGGCCCUGGCCCUGGUCCAGCGGCUGUGUCCCCGAGGGCCACGACUGCUCCCUGUGGCUUCCGCGAGUGACUUCCGGGGUCCGGCUGGCUCUGCCGCCCGUGGUCUGGUCCCCCGGGGCAGGCGUGGGGCCUACUCAUUCCUUGGCGUUAACCCCGUAGAGGGAACAAUAAAGCUCUGUGGUUUU
Fukomys damarensis (Damara mole-rat) is the source of this 2115-nucleotide messenger RNA. It is a transcript of the gene Kat2a, whose product is annotated as lysine acetyltransferase 2A. Gene Ontology annotation, cellular component: nucleus; histone acetyltransferase complex. Gene Ontology annotation, biological process: positive regulation of transcription by RNA polymerase II; chromatin remodeling. The transcript is spliced from 14 exons. Gene Ontology annotation, molecular function: histone H3 acetyltransferase activity. The record is from RefSeq and is a predicted model, not a curated record. Lineage: Eukaryota; Metazoa; Chordata; Mammalia; Rodentia; Bathyergidae. Bases 1 to 1842 code for a protein of 613 amino acids.